This is a messenger RNA of Sitophilus oryzae (rice weevil), 4849 nucleotides long. RefSeq names its product monocarboxylate transporter 3. Gene Ontology annotation, molecular function: monocarboxylic acid transmembrane transporter activity. The transcript has 12 exons. Gene Ontology annotation, biological process: transmembrane transport; monocarboxylic acid transport. The coding region runs from base 323 to 2713 and encodes 796 amino acids. The record is from RefSeq and is a predicted model, not a curated record. NCBI's taxonomy places the organism in Eukaryota, Metazoa, Arthropoda, Insecta, Coleoptera, Curculionidae.
CAACCGGCCGCCAGCCGCCGACCCAUUCGACGCCUGUUUAUUUCAGUCGCCGAUUUUUACUACAGCUCGAUUCGUUUUUUGUUUGCCAUAAGUUUGUUUAGUAGCGAUCGGUGUACCGUACGCGAACCACGUGUCUCUAAACUAUUUUAAACGGGAAAAUGGGCGUGCAUCGCUAUAUCACUACCAUUUUGAGGAAAAAACUCUGUUUCAAAUACCGGAGCUGGUGUUAGCUUCGGUGUCCCUUUAAAAGUGUUUGUGUGGAUUUGAAAAAAAAGUGUUUUUGUUUUCGUGACUUUAACCCAGUGGCGUGCCAAGAAGCGAUAUGUCGACUGGAAAUUUGUCUGAUAUUCGGCAACCGCGCUCGAGGAAAAUCAGUCAAGUUAGUAGAACCGACAGCGAGGUGGCAUGCGAGGAGGCGGCCCGCCUCACCGCCGAGCAGCACCUGGAGGAGGAUGAGGAGGGCCUUUCCUACUGCGACUACCACGACCUGCCGCCACCCCCCGACGGAGGCUACGGCUGGGUCGUGGUAUUCGCCUCCUUCAUGUGCAACAUGAUCGUCGAUGGUAUCGCCUACACCUUCGGAGUCUUCCUCACGCCCAUGAUGGAUCACUACGGCGAAACUAAGGGCAAAACAGCUUGGGUGGGCUCGCUGCUGUCCGGCAUGUACCUGAGCGCCGGCCCGCUGGUCAGCGCACUCACCAACAAGUUCGGCUGUCGCACGGUGUGCGUGGCGGGCAGCCUCAUCUCCACCCUGGCCUUCGUCCUCUGCAUUUUCAGUCCCACCGUCAACUGGCUCAUGCUCACCUACGGCUUCCUCGGCGGACUCGGUUUCGGGCUCAUCUAUCUUCCGGCUGUGGUAUGCGUAGGAUACUAUUUCGAGACAAAAAGAUCUUUAGCCACAGGAAUAGCGGUUUGUGGCUCAGGGGUAGGAACGUUCGCAUUCGCCCCCUUAGCAGACAUGCUGUUGCAAGCCUAUGGUUGGAGAGGGGCUAAUCUCAUCUUAGCGGGACUUAUUUUGAACUGUGUCCUAUUCGGAGCCCUCAUGAGACCACUGACCUAUCCGAAAGAGUCGGGAGAAAAACCGUUGCUACAGCGCAUGGCAGAAGAGCGUCGAAUUCAAAUGGAGAGAGGUAGCAUAGGAGGGUCGUACUUCAUGGUGCAACUGCCAGAUGGUACCAUGGAGAAAAGGAUGAAGCAGCCUCUCAAUAUUGAUCCAGGAGUUCAUUCCAGUUUGAAUCUAGACCAACUUGCCCCUGGUACACCUAUAACUCCCAUACCUACAGUUCCUACACUGCCCACCAUCGCCGAAGUUAAGAUAACGGAGCAGAGUGGCAGUUCCGGAAGUCCUAGUCCUGGAGAUAGUACCGGCGAGAUCAAACAUCCGAGACUAUCGGAGCUGAAAAACAACACAAGCGCUAAUGCCGAGGGAAAGGACCCCAAAAUGCCCAGAAAUGCCAGCCAACCUGCUUUUACGUCCCAUGCUCAAGGUUUGCCAAAGAACGGAUCUGUUCCCACAUUCGAUAGAAUAAGAAAGACGUCGAUGAGUGAACGAUUCAAGCCAACAUUGGAUCCAAUAAAGUCCUCGUCUAGAGGGAAAGUCAACGCCUCAAACGCUGACAUGAGAAAGUUAAGAAAUACCUCGACCGGUUCGUUCCUUAGUCGUAAUAAUAAUAGCGAGGUAGACGUGGAAAGUCUAGCUUAUACGUCAAAAUUGUCACUGGCUCGAGAAAAAAGCAACAUGGUCCGGCCGCUUUCGAGAAAAGAUAUUUUCUAUUCGGGUUCCAUCACGAACCUGCAGCAGUACCAGUCACAAAAGUCUCUGACCAAUUAUCGACAAAGUAUUAUGAGUAUACCGAAAAUAAAGGAAAUGGAACCGGAUGGCUCUCCUGAAGAUAUCUGUCCCUGUUUGGUGUUGCCCGACAGUUUCAAAUCGGCUCUGUCCCAAAUGCUGGACGUCUCCCUAUUGAAAAAUCCCGUAUUCAUGUUCAUAGCCGUUUCGAACUUAUUCGCCAUGGCUGGACUGUAUGUGCCAUUCGUCUAUUUGGUAGAUUACGCCAGAGCUAAUCAAAUAGAAGCGACGAAAGCUUCAUUUUUGCUGUCGAUCAUCGGCAUAACGAACACGGUGGGCAGAGUGGCUUGCGGCUACUUCGCGGACUUCCCCCAAGUCAACGCGCUGCUGGUCAACAACGUGUGCCUCGUUAUUUCCACGAUAGCUGUCGCUGCCACGCCUCUGUGCCAUAGUUACCCCGCUUACAUAGCCGCAGCUGUCGCUUUCGGAAUCGCAGUUUCCGGCUUCAUCUCCCUCACCUCCAUCAUCCUGGUCGACCUGCUCGGCCUGGACAAGCUGACCAACGCGUUCGGCCUGCUCAUCCUGUUCAGAGGCGCGGCCGCGAUCGUGGGCUCGCCCAUGGCCGGCGCCCUCUACGACUCCUUCCAGAGCUAUGACGUGCCUUUCUACGUGGCGGGGGCGCUGUUCGCCCUCGCCGCCCUCACCAGCUUCCUGGCGCCGUGUAUGCGGCGGUUCGCGGGCGAAGAGCAGACGGCGCAGGGGGAAGGAGACGUGCUCAAGCCCAUAGGUCAGUGUAACGAAGAUGAAGAAGAAGACGAGCCAAUCACGAUGGGACAAGGCAACAAGCCGUUGCCCAGGAUAAUCGAGACCGCUUCCAGUCCAGGGGAGAAGGAAAUCAAACAGAUCGAGUGCCCAGUACAAUAAACAAAAAUAUAGAAGCGAUUCUUCAACAUUGUGAAGAGUUCAAAAAGAUUCGAUUUUUGAAAUUUUUUUACCAAGGCCCAUCCCCAUUUCUUCCUCAAAAAGAAAAAAUAGUACAUAAUAAUAAUCAAACUGUAUUAGUAGUUCGCAAAGCUUACUUUAAGGGAAAAACAAUUUAAUUUUUUUACUUAGGACUGUAAGAUACACUCUAAAAAUGCGUUUCACCAGUAUUAGAAUAAAAAAAUCGUUUUUCAGCUGAUUAAUUUUUUGUUUUGAAAAAAAAGUUGAAUUUUAUUCGAAUGAGUUGAAUUGGGAAUAUAAAACAAAUUCAUGAGACUGAUUUUUGUACACUACGAAUUGCAUGGCUUUUACAAGUACCCUAUUUAUACUUAAGUUAGAAGAAAUGCAACUGAACUGAUCUUCGAAUAAAACGCAACUGAAUUAUUCUGAAUUUUCUUCUAUACACAGUGCGCAAAAGUUUGUCCUGUGUAUAAUAAGAAAUAAAUAGCAUAUGUAGAACCUUAUAAUGCGAAAUACAUGGUACAAAAAAUGUUUGCCCAUAUAAGUAACCUACGAUCACUAUUUUUUAUAACAGAAGUGAAAACCUUAUGGUAUGUGUCAAUAAAAUCUGUAAAUUUCUCUUUUUUUUUUUAAAUGAACUUCUAACUAUAAAAAAUGUUUGUGAGUAAAUUAAAUAUAAUAAACGGUGAAUCAUAUUUUCACAGGUUACGAUAGAAAACAGAAGUUUUGAUUGAACUCAAUAAGGGGCUCUGUAUUGUUCAUUACGUCUGAAAUGUGUUCAUUAAACUUAUUUAGGCCUACAAAGUCUAAUGCGGCCGGUAUUUAUUAAAAAAAACUUGUACUUCCAGUUUUAUCAUUGUAUGAAAUUACUCAAAAAAACUUAAGAAAAUAACUGUUUGAAAAAGAAUGUAAAACAGAUCUGUAAGGAUGAUAGAAUGUGAACUAUAGAUUAAUCCAAAUAACGAGACUCGUUUGAAGACUAUGUAAAGAAAUACUUAAGAUUCAAAUCUUAGCAUUGUUGCCAAAUCGAACAUUAAUAAAUAUCUUAACAUUAUUUAAUAUUUUGUUUUCUUUUUACUACUUUGAAUACUUUAUAUUUUUCUUUUUUAUAUUUUAGCAAAGUAUUAUUAAUUAAAUAUCUGUGAUAUGAAUUUUAAAUAUAAAUACUUGUUAAAGAAAAGAUAGUGAGUAGUCAAGUACGGCAACGUGAACUAGAGGUAGAAAAGCAUUGUAUCAAUGUUUUGUCAACAAAUCUUAAGAUGCUUGAAAAAAAUCAUGGAAUGUACUUAGUCGAGUCUCGUUAUUUAUUAUAUAGAGUGGUCAUAAAUAAACAUUGCAGGAAAAAAUAUUGUUGUGUAAUAUUUUAGUAUCAUUGGAUCAUUUCUUUUGACAAUUAUUUUUUUCUGGAAUGUAUAUUUACCCUGUGUAAAAUCUAUUGUAUAAACCUUUGCAAAACAAAAACGUUCAUUAAUACCACUUUCUACUAAUUUUAUUACCAUUUUAUUAUAAAUAAUUGUAUAUAACAAAACUAGUUCUUUAAUUUUUAUUUGUUAUUGUAUAAGUUUUAACCUAAGCAGAAAAUAAUAUAGUCUCUACACACCUUCCAACUUAGUCAAGAUUAUUAAAUGAAGUAAUCAGUCAAUCUACCUUUAAUUAAGUUAUUUAGGCUAAGAAAAGUCUACACAAGUCAGAGGGUGCGUAGACACUUUUAAGCUUAAAAAAUUACGUGCAAAAAUGAAUGAAAAAAAGUCGUACAGUCUCUAACUUAAGAGAAAAAUUAAUUGUAAGAAGUAGUGUGUGCGUAUAAUGUGUGUAUAAGAGCAUAAAAACAUUAAGAGAAACAAAUAAAAAUAAAAGCGUCUGGGACAUUAUAUUUUGACGUUUUGCCUGUGUUAAAUCGCUGUUUAACAAUAUAUUAUAUGUAUGUACAUUAGACUUAGUGUUUAGGUUUCGUUCAAAAAAUGCUCAGAACAGUCACAAGUCGGUAUAAAAACAAACAAAUAAAUUGUAAAGUAACUCUGUAGCCUUAUAUAGAUUACUAGGUACCUGUGCACCUAAAUAACGUUUCAUCAUCAGAAAUAUGAUUCAUUAAUAAAUAAAAUUGUUAUGAUCUCUCGA